Calliphora vicina (urban bluebottle blowfly) is the source of this 626-nucleotide messenger RNA. It is a transcript of the gene mRpS18A, whose product is annotated as mitochondrial ribosomal protein S18A. Bases 97 to 564 code for a protein of 155 amino acids. Gene Ontology annotation, biological process: mitochondrial translation. Gene Ontology annotation, cellular component: mitochondrial small ribosomal subunit; ribosome. The transcript is spliced from 2 exons. Lineage: Eukaryota; Metazoa; Arthropoda; Insecta; Diptera; Calliphoridae. Gene Ontology annotation, molecular function: structural constituent of ribosome; small ribosomal subunit rRNA binding. The record is from RefSeq and is a predicted model, not a curated record.
CAAUAGAUUUACAGCUGUUAAAAAGCACUUGUUUUCCUUAAAAUUUUCAUAAAAUUUCCAAUUUUUGUAUUAAAUUCUAAAAUAAACUUUAUCAAAAUGGCUUUAUUAAGAAGAGCUGCUGUAAAUCUUUGGAAAACAAAUUUAUUAAAUGCUAAACCCAUAACAACCACAGCGGUAAACCACAUUAAGGAAAUACAACAAAAAACCGAAAAGGAUAGUUUAAUUAUUGAGGCUAUUUCCAAACCUUCUCCCCGUGAUGGCAAUAUGCUAAAGGCUGCCUGUUCGGAAAAAUUCUGUCCCGAAUGCACUUUGGGUUUAGAGCUGAAGCAUACAGAUGUUUUAAUUUUGUCUCAGUAUGUCAGAUCGGAUGGCUGUAUGUUGCCCAAGCGUAUAACCGGUUUGUGCCACAGGCAACAAAAGAAAAUUGGCACUUUGGUGACAAUGGCUCAAAAGGCUGGUUUGAUGCCGAAUUUAGCACCAGAGAAGAGUAAAAAAGAUCCCAAGAAACGUUAUGGCUGGAAGAAAUUUAAUAAAUAUUUCCUUGAAAGCACUAUUAGGUACUAAAAAGUUAACAUUUUGCGAAAUAAAAUUAUUAAUCAUAAACUGUAAUGUAAAGUUAAAUAUAA